Messenger RNA from Camelina sativa (false flax), 983 nucleotides. RefSeq lists its product as uncharacterized. The record is from RefSeq and is a predicted model, not a curated record. Lineage: Eukaryota; Viridiplantae; Streptophyta; Magnoliopsida; Brassicales; Brassicaceae.
CCACUUUAUUCUCUUUAAAUCCCAUCUCUCUCCAACCCCUAAGCCAAACCCUCUCUCACACAAACGCACAUAUGCAAACACACGACACGAUGGAGGUUUGUUCGACAGUCACGACGAAGAAGCUCUCGAGCCUGGCGAAGCUAAUCCACUUCACCAUCCAGAAGGUUUCAGACGCCUCACGUCACAAACUCCUAACCACCCUCGAUCCACAGCUACUCGCGAAACGUGGCAAGAUCCUACGCAAAUCCUUAAACAACGCUGUUUCAACCUCCCACUCCCGUAUCACUUGCCGUCAAGACGUCCGAUCAUCGUACAUCUCCCCUGUCCCGAUCCAGCUUGACUACGAGUUCAGCUGCAGCAGCACCCCGCCGAGACGUUCUUACGCCACCACCGUCACCAAAGGACGACGUAGCAACGGGUCUCACAACAAACCGCUCAUCAACAAGCGCCAACGCCAAGCGUAUAUACGGUACAACACACUCCCCAAAGUUCGUGACUCCAUCUGGGACCGACACGUGACGUCGGCCGUGUUUCCGGACGUAGCUAGCAGCACAGGUACGAUGGAAAGCUGCCACGUGGACAGAGCUGCGGAGGAGUUUAUACAGAGGUUCUAUAGACAGCUGAGGUUGCAGAAGUGGAUGAUGGCUCAGGAGGUUUAAUUCAUCAGAGCGUUACUUUCCGUUUUACAAAAUAUCAAAAAAUCAUAGUAUAAUUAAUUAUUAAUAGGUAACUUUCGUAGUCAUGUUUUGAUUUCUAAUUUUUCCUUGGAGUAGUAGUAUAUAUAAAUUUCCUAGUUUUCAAGGUUUUUAUUUUUCCUUUUGUGUAAUCCAUGAUCAUGUUUCGGAUCUGCUUGGAUAAAUUUGUAGGAUAAUCAAUCGUCAAUAUGAGUGAGGGGUGUAUAUUAUAUAUAUAUACAUAUCUGUUUUAUCAUAUGUUAAUCAUGAAAAAAAUAGAAGUAUAUAUGCAAGAUUACUUGCCUCUAA